Messenger RNA from Pneumocystis carinii B80, 1760 nucleotides. RefSeq lists its product as hypothetical. The transcript is spliced from 8 exons. Bases 11 to 1714 code for a protein of 567 amino acids. Gene Ontology annotation, molecular function: protein homodimerization activity; double-stranded telomeric DNA binding. NCBI's taxonomy places the organism in Eukaryota, Fungi, Ascomycota, Pneumocystomycetes, Pneumocystales, Pneumocystaceae. Gene Ontology annotation, biological process: telomere maintenance via telomere lengthening. The record is from RefSeq and is a predicted model, not a curated record.
GGGUUUUUGUAUGAACGAAGAAUCAGGUCCUUAUUAUAAGGGGAUGGGGAGUACAAGUCGUACACGAUGUAAUCCAACGAUAAAUGGGUAUAUGGAAGGUCAAAUAACGGAAAAGAAACGAACAGGAAGUUAUGGGGAAGAGAAUGAAGAGAUGACGGGAGUGGAAGAGAGAUAUUCAGAAGCGUAUCGAAAAAAGGCGAAAAUGAAGGGAGAAUUAGAUGUUCUUGAUGAGGAAGCAUUUGGACAGAAUUUAGAUGGAGGGCAUGAGGAAUCUCAUGCGCGAUUAGAGGAUAUUCAGCAAGAAUUAGCGUCGGAAUUUCAUCCGGAUUUAUCGAUGUUAGAACAUUUACCGACGGUAGGACAAGAAGCACAUGCGUUUUUACAUGAAGAAGUAGCGCAACAGAUUACGGAUCCUAAUCAAAACCUAUGUAUACAAUCAUUACCGAUUCUAGAUAAUCUUUCAUCACAAAUUCUUUCAAUUCUUGGUAAAGGACCGCAUCAAGAGACUUUAAAUAUAGUAACGCGACCGGAUACGGCGAAAGGACAAGCUUAUCGUACGUUAACAUCACUUUUUAACCAAGUUAAAAAAUUGUAUUCAACUGAAGCAUUUCUUAACCCGGAUUUACUUGAUUUACGCGCGCCACAACAUCGUGCAACUAUUAGGAAAGUAAACCUUGCAACGUUUGUAUCAUCGGUAUUUGGAUCGGUAGAAGUGGGAUUUUUUCAUUUAAAUGAACAUUUUCUUGAUACAUUUGUUCCUGAUGGGGCACGACUUCUUAAAUCGCAAAGUGCACUUUUUCUAAAUUUAAAAACGCAAGCCUAUAUUAGUGCUAUAGAUCAAGGCGAAAAGCCAAAAGAAGAGAUUCUAGACGAUCUUUUUCCUCCAAAUAUGGAUCAAAUUCUUCUUCAAAGAAGGAAUGGAGCAAAAAGUCUUACACCUAAUGAAAGUGAUUUUGUAGCACGUUGCAAAUCACGAAAAAAUCAUCUUGCUAAAUUUCCUAUUAAUGAGAAUUUAAGCGAAAAAUAUGUUUGGCAGAUUUUUCUUCGUGAUGUUUCCGAAUAUAUUACAAGAAAUUACGAGUCAAUCGUUUCUCAGCCUAUUCGUCGUCAUCGCCGAGUUUCUUCCAAAAUGCAGGGCUCUGCUCAAGGACACUCAUCUGAUUCUGUCCUUCAAGUAGCUUUGUAUCGUCAAAAUCAAGAUCCAGGAAGCAGCAAAUCAAAUCAUAUAUCUCAUAUUCAACAUAUUGCUCAAAUGCAACAAAUAGGACAUAUACAAGAUUUACAUGAUGAUACCGAUGAAGCAACUGCAAUGGCUCUUAAUGGCGUCGAUGCCAAUCUAUUUACAGAUUCUAACCUUCAUCUUAAUCUUUCACCUACUGCUGAUCAUGCACUUUCUACACAACAACUCUAUGAACAAGCACGUCAAGCUGCUCGUCCUUCUCCUUCUCGUAGAGGAAAACCUGCACAAAGACGUCCAUGGACAAAAGAAGAAGAACAGGCUCUAUUUGCCGGUCUUGAUCAAGUCAAAGGCCCUCAUUGGAGUCAAAUUCUUACACUUUAUGGUGCAGGCGGCACAAUUAGUGAGGCAUUGAAGGAUAGAAAUCAAGUACAAUUAAAAGAUAAAGCUAGAAAUUUAAAACUUUUUUUUCUUAAAAAUCAACUUGAAGUUCCCCCAUAUCUAAGAUUCGUUACCGGAGAUUUAAAGCGCGAGUAAACUUCAGUUUUCAAAUAUCUAUUAAUCUAGAAUCUCGGCACUAGAA